AUGGCGGCCCCCAUCACAAACGGAGGGCUUCCUAGUCCCGAUGUCGUGGAAGUGUUGCGACCGCUGGAAAUGGGUCUGGUGGCCACGGUGUUUUUCUGCAGAAGGAAACCCGAGAGAAGGACAGUUAGGGUAAAACUAGAGACGAGACAGCUGAUGUGGAUCAAAAGUCAGGGUAGUCGACCAGAAGGCGCAGUAACUCUGCGGGAGGUGAAAGAAAUUCGCUCAGGGAAAAACUCACGAGACUUUGAAAAGUGGCCUGAGGAAUCUCGCAAGGUGGAAAGUAAACUGUGCUUCACGGUGUUUUACGGCAGUGAUUUCAAACUAAAGACUCUGUCAGUUGUCGCGAACAGUGUGGAUGAGUACAACAUCUGGAUGAAGGGGCUGGAGUACCUGGUUCAGGAUACAAAAGAUGCUUCCUAUCAGCUGCAGCUAGAAAGAUGGCUCAGAAAAGAAUUUUACUUGAUGGAGAAAGUCAGCUUGGAAAUCGUCACGUUGAAGAGUCUGAAAGCCUGGCUGCCCAGAAUCAACUAUAAGAUGUCCACCAACAAACUGAGAGAAAGAUUCCAGGAGGUGGACACCAGUGGAAGAGGGGAAAUUGUCUUUGAGCAGUUCUCUGCUCUCUACCACAAGUUGGUCAAUGUGAAAAGUAUAAUAACAGAUAAUUUUGAAAAUUACUUUGAAACAGUUGGUGAUGAAAGGAGAAUGGGUGUCCAAAGAUUUCAGCAAUUUCUUCUCAAUGAACAAAAGGAUCAAACUGCUCAUGACUUGACUGUUGUUCGGAACAUAAUGAUGAGGUUCCUAGAUGAGAUGGUGCGAGCUGCUGGGGGUCUGUACUUCACAGAAUACGAGUUCGAGGAGUACCUGUUUUCACCACAUAACACUGUGUGGGAUGUCUCCAAGGAUUUGAUUUCACAAGACAUGAAUCAGCCACUGUCCAAAUACUGGAUUGCUUCCUCACAUAACACAUAUCUAACUGGUGACCAGUUGUCCAGUGAGUCAUCGGUAGAAGCGUAUGCCCGGUGUUUGAGGAUGGGAUGCAGGUCACUCGAGUUGGACUGCUGGGAUGGCCCAGAUGCUCACCCAUACAUCUAUCAUGGCCACACACUCACUUCCAAGAUCAAAUUCCUUGAUGUUCUGAAGAUCAUCAAAGAACAUGCAUGGGUUGCAUCAGAGUAUCCACUGAUAUUGUCUAUAGAAAACCACUGUAGUUUAGGGCAGCAAAGAAAUAUGGCCAUGGCUUUCCGAGAAAUAUUUGGUGAUAAUUUAUUGGUAGAACCAGUCUGCAAGGAUGCAAAUUCACUACCGUCCCCUUCACAGCUGAAAUACAAAAUAAUAUUAAAGCAUAAAAAGCUGCCGGAAUGGGUGGAUGGCAAUGAGUGGAAGUACACAGUGUCCAGUGAAGACAGUUAUGCGGAUGGUGAUUUGAGUUCUUCUGUGAAGAAUGGAAUGAUGUACCUUGAGGAUCCUGUAGACCAUUCAUGGCAUCCCCAUUUCUUUGUGCUGAAUGAGCAGAAACUGUUCUACACCGAGGAGACUCACAUGGAGGAGGAGGAAAAUGAGGAAGAAGAAGACACCGGUGCCCUCGAGGGUCGGCCAACUGAUGAGCUGCACUUCAGUGAAAAGUGGUUUCACGGUCGACUGGAGGGGGGUCGGCGCCGUGCAGAGGAGCUGCUCACUCAGUACAGUUACCUUGGCGACGGCACGUUCCUCGUCAGGGAGAGUGAUACGUUUGUUGGGGACUUUUCUCUGUCUUUCUGGCGGCAGGGAAAGGUGAACCACUGUCGAAUCCGGUCGCGGCAGGAGCGCGGGCAGGUGAAGUAUUACCUGAUCGACCCAAUCACGUUCGACAGUCUGUACAGCCUGAUCACGCACUACCGGCAGGCUCCUCUCCGCAGUUCCGACUUCACCAUGAUACUCAAGGAACCCGUGCCACAGCCACAGAGUCACGAGGGGAAAGAGUGGUACCAUGAAGGCAUGAGUCGGGUAAUGGCCGAAGACAUGUUGAAGCGGAUCCCGUACGAUGGGGCCUACCUUGUGCGCCACAGUGGAACAGACCAGUAUUCAUACGCCAUAUCUUUCAGGGCUGAGGGUAAAAUUAAGCACUGCCGCAUCAAACAGGAAGGUCGGUUGUUCCUGAUAGGAAAUGCUCAGUUCGAAAGUCUGGUCGAACUCGUCAACUAUUAUGAAAGAAAUGCUCUCUAUAAGAAGAUGAAGCUAAAGUAUGCUGUCAAUCAACAGGUUGUGGAACGACUUAAUAUGGCUCCUGAUGAAACGGGAAUAUAUGGUAGUCUUGAUCUCUACAUUAAUCCCAAUGAUUUCACAACAAAGCUGCGAGUCAAAGCUCUACAUGAAUACUCCCCUAACAGAUCCGAUGAACUGGCCUUCCUGAAGGGAGCCAUCAUCACAAACGUUACCAAGCAGGACGGUGGCUGGUGGCGUGGUGACUAUGGCAACAAGAAGCAGCACUGGUUUCCGUCAAACUUUGUUGAGGAGAUGGACUCCCCGUCAGAGGUGUUUUCAUCCGAGUCCACCCCCCUUGGAUCUCUACAACAGGGUUCCAUCGACGUGCAUGGCUGUCAGACAGAAUUGAGCAUGGGCCGAUCAGGACAACCAUAUGCUUUCAAAAUCUUCAGUCGCAGUCAGAGUCUGCCACUAGAGGUCGCCUGCGAGUCAGAGGCCGACAUGAAGGAUUGGGUGGAGAAGAUCGCUCAGUGUUCUACAAGUGCCGUACAGCGGAUGGUAAAAAUCUCUUCUAAGAUUGACUUAGAAAAAAUGACGUCUGAACAGCGCAUGUUGGAGAGAACGAUGCGGAUAGCCCGAGAAUUCUCCGACCUCAUUGUCUACUGUCGAGCUGUUCCCUUCAUACCAGAAGAGAUUCCUGGCUUCUAUUAUGAGAUGUCCUCCUUCCCAGAAACAAAAGUUGAAAAAUGGGUCAACAGAGGAAAGGCAAAAUUCUUUGCACAAUACCACAGGAAGCAGUUGAGUCGAGUCUACCCAAAAGGUCCUCGUGUAGAUUCGUCUAACUACGACCCAGUGCCGAUAUGGAACUGUGGAUCUCAGCUGUUAGCAAUGAAUUACCAGACGCCUGACCGACCCAUGCAGAUCUACCAGGGACGCUUCUUGACAAACGGAAGAUGUGGUUUUGUCUUACAACCCACUCUGAUGCACACAGACCUGUACAACCCGUAUGAGAAGAAGUUUUUGUCACAGAUCGGAGUGGAGCCAGUCACACUGACCAUCAAUAUUAUUGGUGCGCGACACAUAGUGAAGUCUGGCCGAGGUAUAGCCAGUCCGUUUGUGGAGAUCGAGAUCGUGGGAAUGGAGUGUGACAACCAGAAGUUCAAGACAGGCACCAAGGUGGAUAACGGCCUGAACCCAGUGUGGAAUGACUGCUGUGUCUUCGAUGUCCUCUGUCCCGAGAUCGCACUCAUUCGAUUUGCCGUCAUGGACGAAGAUAUCUUUGGUGAUCCCAACUUUCUGGGACACGCUACUUUCUCAGUUCAGAACAUUAGACCAGGUUUCAGAAGUGUUCCUCUGAAGAACGGGCUGAGUGAAGAUCUCGAACUGGCCUCUCUGUUAGUCUUCCUCGACAUGACUAACCCCAAGGAGGGAGAGGAAAGUGACAUUUAUGCGUCAAUACAAGAGCUGCGAGAUGAGUCUGAUGCACUGUCGGCUCGGAUCAAUGAGUUGGAGGAAUGUGGGGACCGGGAGACGGCCAACAUUCAGCGCCUCCAGCUGGAGGAGGUUCAGGAGCAACUGCUCGCCAAACACAAGGAGAGGAACAGUCGCAAAAAUGUACCUCGACAACAAAUUGUAUACCGCCGACAGUCAAACAACUGAACUGUGGUGCACUUUGAAAAUGGAGGAACCUGCCUGUGAUAUUGUGGAAUACUGGACAUUUCUGAAGGUGUCGUAUGUCAGUCUUAAUACACUGUGUGGAUACUGCCAUACUGGACAGAAUCUUUGUUUGUUUUACAACACAGUUAUCCAGGUCAUUAACAAGAUGGUAAUAUUGAAUGUAUUAUUUGUGCAGUCUUCGAGGCUGCAAGACCAAGAUAUAUUGAGUUGAGAGACAGACAGACAGAGAGGGAGAGAGAGGGAGAAAGUGAGAGAAAGAGAGAGAGAGAAUGUAAGUCAGAGAGAGAGAGUGUGUGAUAGAGAGUGUGAGAGAGAGAAAGUGAGAGACAGAGUGUGUGUGUGAGAGAGAGAGAGAGAGAGAGAGAGAGAGAUGGGGGUGAGAGAGACAUGGACAGACAGAAAGAGAUAGAGACAGACAGAAGUGUGGAAGGGCUGGAGAGGAAAGAGAUAAUUAUACAGAUAUAUGUCGCUACAAGUCAAUAUAUUUGUAUGUAUGAGUCACAUGGAUUGAGGAAAAGACAAUGAUCCUUUAUGCAAGUCUAGGAUUUCACCAUUCUUCACUGAAGGCCUCUGUAUAAUCGUCUCCAAUUUCCUUAUCAUAUCCAAAGUCUAUGAGGUCUGCCAAAAUGAUGCACAGAACAUGGUCUUUGCACGCAGGUGUCUCUCAUAUAGAGCCAGAAUACAGAAGGCAAUCCAGUGAACCAUUAUUUACCAAACACAGUAAUUGUGUGUGUUAAAAUGAUGCACAGAACAUGGUCUUUGCACGCAGGUGUGUCUCAUAUAGAGCCAGAAUACAGAUAAAUCCAGUGAACCGUUAUUUACCAAACACAGUAAUUGUGUGUGUUAAAAUGAUGCACAGAACAUGGUCUUGCACGCAGGUGUCUCUCAUAUAGAGCCAAAAUGCAGAAGGCAUAUAAAUCCAGUGAACCGUUAUUUACCAAACACAGUAAUUGUGUGUAUUAAAAUGGUAUCUGAAAUUUUAGAAGUCAAAAUAUGGCUUCACUUUUGCUUGUGGCUAUACUGUUGGCCAUCUUGAAUUGUGGUCUUCCUGCUGAAAAUUCUCUAUUUGACAGCAGCCAUUUUUGUUAUGAGUAAUUUGAAUUAGAGUUACAAUAUAUUGUUCAGUUUGAACAUGACUUGCCCCUUCCAUGAGUUUUAGAUGAUUUGACUUAGAAUUCCUAGACCAUUGUGGUCAGGUUUAUUAGUAUGAUUGUUUGCUCUGCAGGAGAAUUGUCUAAUUCUCAAUGUGGUUUCCCUUUUUGCAUUAAAAGUAUUGGGUUUCUUAAUAUGAUUUCCCUGUUUGCACUAAAAAUAUCAUGUUUAUGAAUGUGAUUUCCAUGUCUGUAUUAAAAUUAUCGGGUUUACAUGUAUGAAUGCAAUUUUCCUUUCUGAAUUAAAAAUAUCGGGUUUGUAAAUGUGAUUUCCCUGUUUGAACAAACAUAUUGCAUUUAUGAAUGCAGUUUUUCUUUCUGCACAAACAUAUUGGGUUUAUGAAUGUGAUUCCCUGUUUGCACUAGUAAUGUCAGCUUUAUGAAUGUGAUUCCCUGUCUGCACUAGAAUUGUCAGGUUUAUGAAUGUGAUUCCCUGUUUGCACUAGAAAUGUCAGGUUUAUGAAUGUGAUUCCCUGUUUGCACUAGUAAUGUCAGCUUUAUGAAUGUGAUUCCCUGUCUGCACUAGUAAUGUCAGCUUUAUGAAUGUGAUUCCCUGUCUGCACUAGAAUUGUCAGGUUUAUGAAUGUGAUUCCCUGUCUAUACUAGAAAUGUCAGCUUUAUGAAUGUGAUUCCCUGUCUGCACUAGAAUUGUCAGGUUUAUGAAUGUGAUUCCCUGUCUGCACUAGAAAUGUCAGGUUUAUGAAUGUGAUUCCCUGUCUGCACUAGAAAUGUCAGGUUUAUGAAUGUGAUUCCCUGUUUGCACUAGAAUUGUCAGGUUUAUGAAUGUGAUUCCCUGUCUGCACUAGAAAUGUCAGGUUUAUGAAUGUGAUUCCCUGUCUGCACUAGAAUUGUCAGGUUUAUGAAUGUGAUUCCCUGUCUGCACUAGAAAUGUCAGGUUUAUGAAUGUGAUUCCCUGUCUGCACUAAAAAUGUCAGACUUAUGAAUGUGACUUCCAUAUUGGAAGUAAAAGCACCAACUAUUUGGAAACCUGGCUUGUAUAUUUGGUUUUUGGUCACCGUAUGUUGUCAUACCAGGAUAAUGUUCUUUUAGCAUGUGUACAUUGUAAUCAAAUGAUUUUGUGUGGAAUUUUAAGAAGAUAAAUCUGAUCAUAAUA
Messenger RNA from Gigantopelta aegis, 6123 nucleotides. Its product is annotated as 1-phosphatidylinositol 4,5-bisphosphate phosphodiesterase gamma-1-like. Gene Ontology annotation, biological process: phospholipid catabolic process; phosphatidylinositol-mediated signaling; positive regulation of epithelial cell migration. The record is from RefSeq and is a predicted model, not a curated record. Lineage: Eukaryota; Metazoa; Mollusca; Gastropoda; Neomphalida; Peltospiridae. Gene Ontology annotation, molecular function: phosphatidylinositol-4,5-bisphosphate phospholipase C activity; protein binding. The transcript has 34 exons. The coding region runs from base 1 to 3840 and encodes 1279 amino acids.